Molecule: messenger RNA, 1561 nt
Organism: Hippocampus zosterae (dwarf seahorse)
Lineage: Eukaryota; Metazoa; Chordata; Actinopteri; Syngnathiformes; Syngnathidae
Product: ras-related protein ORAB-1-like
Exons: 6
Coding region: 357-968 (203 amino acids)
Molecular function (GO): GTP binding; GTPase activity
Source: RefSeq, a predicted model, not a curated record
UGACAGUUUUCUGAUGCAGUAACGACUUCCCGGUUACAGAGAGAACGGACGCUGGGUUUUUAACGCAUAAGCAUUUUUGUUUAGGUAUGCGGAAAAUGCCACUAUCAGCUGAUUUUUUAUCAAACAAAAGGGUCAGCAGGCUACGCACAGUUUGUUAUUUAAUAUGGUGUAACUAGCUGAGUUGGCUAUUAUUAACUACUUCCUGGUUGGAAUCGCAGCCAUUUUGGAUUUUGUACUGAGCAACAACUAGCCGGCCGUGCUUCUGAGAGCCGUCUAAGCUAGCCACCGCUGCCGUUUCCACAUCAUCAUAUCAAACCUCCCCACGAGACGGCAACACAGUUUUCAACAAGUCCACAAUGAAUCCCGAAUAUGACUAUUUAUUCAAACUGCUCCUAAUUGGUGACUCUGGUGUUGGAAAAUCCUGUCUCCUGCUCCGAUUUGCGGACGAUACAUACACAGAAAGCUACAUCAGCACAAUUGGUGUGGACUUCAAAAUACGGACCAUAGAACUAGAUGGAAAGACCAUAAAACUUCAGAUUUGGGAUACAGCAGGCCAAGAAAGGUUUCGUACCAUCACUUCCAGUUACUACCGAGGCGCUCACGGUAUCAUUGUAGUGUAUGAUGUCACAGAUCAGGAGUCCUUCAAUAAUGUCAAACAAUGGCUACAGGAGAUUGACCGCUAUGCGAGUGAAAAUGUCAACAAGUUGUUGGUCGGCAACAAGUGUGACCUGACGACAAAGAAGGUGGUGGAUUACACAACAGCAAAGGAGUUCGCUGACUCUCUGGGUAUCCCGUUCUUGGAAACCAGUGCCAAGAAUGCCACAAAUGUGGAGCAGGCCUUCAUGACCAUGGCUGCAGAAAUUAAAAAGAGAAUGGGCCCUGGGGCUGCAGCCGGUGGUGGUGAGAAGCCCAAUGUGAAGCUGACACCUGGCACUACCGUCAAGCCUUCAUCAGGAGGUUGCUGCUGAGAACCAAACGACAGCCCCCCCUGCUCACCUGCCCUCGAUUCUGCAGGCCCGUGCGCCUGGCUGCCAUCUUCCUUGAAACUCAAGACCACAAUCCGACAGGGUAGGGUUGACACGAGUCACAUCUUUGUGAGAACAAGAUGAAGUUGCCUGUAUUUGUACAAUAAUGUAGCACACUACCAAAAACAAAUAAAGCAUUCGUCUUCUCACCCUAUGCUGGUAUUGAUGACAAAUUGUACAAAAGGUGAUCAUUUUACCUGACCUGGCCCAAUCAAGUUUGUCGCUGUCUGCUGAGCGUCGUUUCAUUCGUGAGAAUUAUGUGUAUGCGUGCGCGUGUGUAACACUGCAUUCCAUUUGGGGUUUGGUAACAAUCUGUUUCAUGAAUCUUUUUUUUUUUUUGUAUUGCCCCUUUUUUCGUUUUGGCUUCCUUUUAGUAAUUUCGUUCCUCGUGUGUUCUGUUCUGUCUUGAUAUGAAGGUUUUUUGUUUUUUUUAAAAAUUCAACAGUCACAGAAAUGUCUCACCAUUUAACAUCUCAGCUGUAACACUUAUCGACCUAAACAAGUGUAAAUGAAAACACACAUAGAAAAAAAGAUAA